AGCACCGGAAGGCUUUUACCCGUACAAACACUUUUUUCUCAUUGAUCUUGCUGCAACUCUAUUCCUAGACACCAAUAAGAACACAGAAACUACUGCUCCGAGUAGAGGUAUAAUCCACAACCAAAGAUGACGUUUUCUUGUUCAUCUUGUCGCUGCUCACAGCUUCGCCUGCGCCAGCUUGUUCUGCAUACGGCGGUGAGUCUCGUCGCGGCAGGCUUUUUUUCCUGCUGUAGUCCUCCUGCAGGUGCGCACGCACUCCAGCUUCAGGCGUCACAGACAAGGGCGAAAUCGCCCGGAGUGUGGUCUCGACAGGGGGUCCUCACCGGUGAGCCAUCAGUGCAAGCAGCGGCCACGACGUCGUCGAGUGGAGCCGGUAGGAGAUUUGAUCGGCCACGAGGUCAAGUGGAGCCGCCAGCGACGAACGGACCGGCUUCUAGGAGCUCGGAUCGGCUACGAGGUCGAGUAAAGCCGCCAGCGACGAACGGACCGGCUUCUACCUCCGGAGCUUCUUCCUCCGGCACCCCGGCACUUCCUCCGGCAGCUUCUUCCUCCAACGCGACUCCCGGCGCUUCUUCCUCCGCAGCUGGCGAUGUUGCCGGACGAGGUGCAAUAUUCCCCAUUUGUUUGGAGGACAAUGUGAAAGAAUGCCCCAUUUGUUUGGAGGACGUUCCGGCGGACCGCAUGAAGAAAAUGUGUUUUGCAGUGACAAGUGACGGACAGCAAAAGCCACACUUUGUAUGCGUGCCGUGCGCGGGGGAGUGUCGAAAGAAGUGGGGAUCGUUGCGGUGCCCCGUGUGCAACGGUCCGUCAUAUGAGCGGGAAAUGGUGGAUCUAGUUCUACGUCGAAAUCUAUGGCUUCAUGUUGGCGGUUUUUGUGCACUACACAUUAAAAAGUGGUGUGCAAGGGCCGCUAUCCUCGGGGCCGGAUGUACUGUAGUAUCGGCAGCGACCGGAUGUGCAGUUGCUGUUCCGGGGGUGGGCGCACUCGCUUGCGGGUGCGGAGCAUAUAUGGCAGAAAGGUUAUAUCUCUGCGCUUAUCGUGCAGCAAGACAGCACACGCCUCACACGACCAGCACAGCACGCCCCUGCUAGUGCACCUGUACAGGGACGAGGGCCGUUCUCCUCUUGCGUAGUUGCUAACGUGUACUGUGACAAAGGCCCGGGUUGUCGGUGUAUUGUUCAGUGCCCUCUUUCAGCAUCAGUCAUGCAGCAUGGGUCUAUCGCUCCUGAUGGGUAUGCGAAAGCGAAUAAGUAAUAUUUUAGUAGAGGUUUUUAUGUUCAUUUACGAAACUACACCAUAUGUUCCGCAGUCGAUAUGGUACUAAUAUGUCCGCAGGCCUCCGAUGACGACUGUAAAAGACAUGCAUCAGCACAGCUUUCUCUGAAUUGCGUAGAUACUCUCUCAUUUUUUGUAUGCGCGUUGUGCUACGGUGGUCGUGGGAGUGUUGUAAAGCGUGUCUGCUGCAUAGCAAGGAGAGGCGAGUACAAGACGCGUGGCGGCAGAUGGAAGGCGAAGGGAUGGCGUAGGCCCCAUGGACCUCCGCAAAAGAAUUGCACCCGGACGAACUGGGUGGUGCUAUCGCUUUCUUGCCAGCAUUUAAACAGACCGGUCGCUCCUCCGCAGAAGUUUUAGCAGUCCCCGCUACGUCGACCGAGUUGGUCUACUUCUUUACGAUGGUAGUAUAAACGUAUCGUUGAAAAUCAAAGUAAACGCUCGCAACCACCUCUUGCAGCCUUGUAAAUAACCCAAAAAUCAAUGAUUGUCAUUGUUUGCGCAGAAGCUGCCAGCAUGCGAGUGUAGUAGACUUUUAUCAUUCAUCUUCGCAACCACAAAUUUUUAACAAGGACCACCAGGAGUCCUCGGACAACGAAACUAGUUCUGGUUGAACUAUCAUCAAGCCAUGUUGAAAUAUCAUCCAGCCCGACCAUCGAAGUCUAUGACGAGAUUUUUCUUUUACGAGUACUACUGGUAGAACUACCUGGCAAUAGAUUUGCAAAUCAGCUGCAUAAGAAGAGCACCGCGCCAAUUCUAGGUUAGGGUACUUGACGCGCGCGUUCGACGUCUUCUUCAUUUUCAACCCAUUUGACGUCCUCAACACAGGGUCGUGUGCAUUAGAAAUACGAAAUUAUAAGCGCAUUAUACCCCGCUUCGCUACAGACGUGCAAGAUUUACAAGUACUGCAUUGUUCUGGAAUUCUGUUAUAUGGUGAGAGGAGAGAACGAAGAAGCAAAGCCAAGUUGACUGCUUUAUUUCAGAAUGAAAAUCUCUACAUUUUUGCCCCCUCCUCCUCUGCCUAUUUUACAUAGGCGGAUAUGAAGCAGACUUGUGUCUGCGAUUUUGCCUAUUUUGAUACAACACGGCGCAUCGUUAUAAGUAUAGCAGCGCCAAAACAAAACAAAAAAAAAGCCCGAAAGAACUAGUACAGCCAGCACAUUAGGGACGAG
Amoebophrya sp. A120 is the source of this 2445-nucleotide messenger RNA. Lineage: Eukaryota; Dinophyceae; Syndiniales; Amoebophryaceae. The record is from the annotation of a GenBank genome assembly.